AUCAUGACCGAGAUGCGGGACAACGGCGUCGUCGCCUUCAUUGGACCGGACGCCUCCUGUCUGCCCGAAGCCCUCGUCGCUGCCGCCUGGAAUUUGCCCAUGAUUUCUUAUAAAUGCAGUGAAACUAAAGUGUCCGAUAAAAAGAUAUAUUCAACGUUCGCUAGAACUUUGACGCCGUCAAGCAAAGUGUCGAAGAGCGUGGUUGCACUUUUGAAAGCCUUCCAUUGGGACAGGUUCGUUUUGGUCACCGGUAGUACGCCUUCUUCGGGAAGUGAGGUCAAAGAAGCCAUUGAGGAGCUGGCUUUGAAAGAAGGAUUAAUUGUGAUCGAUACGAAGCAAUACUCGGAGUUUUACAUUCCAAGAUACAUUGAGGAAAUGUGCACUAUCGUCGGAAGUACUUAUCAAAUAACUAGAAUUUAUGUUUUCGUCGGAGAACACAUCGCAUUAAUCGACUUUAUAAAGUGCUUGCAGAGAAGAAACCUAUUGUACAGCGGGGAUUAUGUGGUUAUCUCCGUCGACGAUGAAAUUUACGACCCCAACCGCACCAUAAAAAUACUGAGCAGAGAUUAUUUGGACCCGUUCUUGAAUGAGUCUUGGGACAAAGUAAUGGGCUUUAGAUCGGUUCUAAAGCUUACUCCAUCUUAUCCAGGAAAUCCAAAGUAUAAAGAAUUCGUCGAGAAGAUUAAAGCUCUUUCUAUCAGGAAACCUUUUUGUGUUCCUUACCAUGCAACUAUAUUUGGAAGCAUUUCGGUAUCUAUUGGAGCAGCCAGAGUCUUUGAUGCCGUCGUAAUUCUGGCGAGAGCUCUUACGGAGAUUUUUCAAACGAACGGAGAUCCUAGGAACGGAAUUGCAGUUCUUAAGAGAAUCGUUAAUCGUUGGUAUCACUCUAUUCAGGGAUUUGAUGUUUUUAUGGAUGGUAAUGGAGACGCCGAAGGGAACUUUACUGUAGUAGUUCUUUUGGAUGAUGAAAAGGCUAACGGGACGCAGUGGAUGAGCAUGCAGCCAGUAGGAUACUUUCAGUAUAAAGCUAAUGGAAGCUCUUCAACAUUGCCGGAAUUCAAGUAUUUGAAUCCGGACCGACCCAUACAAUGGAUUGGAGGAAAAGUACCUGUCGCAGAGCCGGAAUGUGGAUUUUUCGAAGAGAAAUGCGUCAACACAGUCGAUUGGAAGAUCAUCGCAAGCAUCGUACUAAUAUCAAUAAUUGUCAUCGUUGCUAUUCUGUUUGGCGUAAAACAAUACAGAUACGAACAAAAACUGGCGUGUCUCUUAUGGAAAAUCGAUAUGAAAGAUGUAACCAUCAUUCCAACGGAUACGGCUGAAAUUACCAACAGAAACAAAAAUAUGAUAAGAGUUUGCAGGCAGAGUGUUUUUCAUGCUCCCACUAGCAGCAGCAUCGUCGAGAUAUCCGAACAAUCCCCCAAGAGGGCUUACACCACCAUCGGUCUGUACCGAGGAAAUAUUGUUGCCAUCAAAAGUUUAAAUAAAAAAUCAGUGGAUUUAACCAGAUCCAUACGGAAAGAAUUGAAACAGAUCAGAGAGAUGAGACAUGAAAAUCUCAUUCCUUUUAUUGGGGCCAGCGUUGAUCAUGGACAUGUGGCAAUUUUAACGGCAUAUAGUGCUAGAGGAAGUUUGGAAGAUGUCUUGAAGAACGAGGAUCUCAAUUUGGAUCAGAUGUUUGUUUCUUCUUUAGUCACCGAUAUUCUCAAGGGAUUAAUCUACAUACAUGACAGCGAGAUUAUUUCUCACGGAAACCUUAGGUCCAGCAAUUGCCUCAUCGACAAUCGUUGGGUUUUGCAAAUAUCCGACUUUGGUUUACAUGAAUUCAAACAGGGUAAUGAUUCUUCUGAAUACAGUGAGAAAAUAUUGCGCAGGUCUCUUUGGAAAGCACCAGAACUGUUAAGAGAUCCGAAUCAUUUACCAAGAGGCACUCAAAAAGGCGACGUCUACUCUUUCGGCAUAAUUUUAUACGAAAUCAUCGGUAGAAAUGGACCAUGGGGGAAGAUUAUUAUGUCUCCUAGUGAAAUUAUUGCUGAGGUUAAAAAAGUAGAUAAGAGCGUUCCAUUUAGACCUCCUUUAGAUGAUCUGGGAGUGUCUAGUUAUAUUAUUAGAUGUAUGAAAGCUUGCUGGGAAGAAGAUCCGGAAACUAGACCAGAUAUUAGAUAUGUCCGUGUGAUAUUAAAAGAAAUGCAGGCUGGUCUAAAACCGAAUAUUUUUGACAAUAUGUUGGCGAUAAUGGAGAAAUACGCUUAUAAUUUAGAAAGUUUGGUCCAAGAAAGGACCAAUCAACUUACUGAAGAGAAGAAGAAAACUGACGCACUUUUACAUAGAAUGUUGCCAAAAUACGUUGCUGAAUGCUUGAAACGAGGAGAUAAAGUUGAAGCAGAGAUUUUUGAUUGUGUAACAAUUUACUUCAGUGAUAUUGUUGGAUUUACCGAAUUGUCCGCAGUCAGUACGCCACUUCAAGUUAUUGAUUUGCUCAAUGAUUUAUAUACUUGUUUCGACUCAAUUAUAUCUCACUAUGAUGUUUACAAGGUCGAAACUAUUGGAGAUGCAUACAUGGUAGUUAGUGGUUUGCCUAUACGAAAUGGGGACAGACAUGCUGGAGAAAUUGCUUCCAUGGCAUUACAUUUGUUGAGUAAAAUUAAAAAGUUUGAAAUCAAACACAGAAAAGGGGAAGUUUUACAAUUAAGGAUCGGAAUUCAUUCCGGUCACUGUGUAGCCGGUGUGGUUGGUUUAAAAAUGCCAAGAUAUUGCCUUUUUGGAGAUACUGUUAACACUGCUUCCAGAAUGGAAAGUUCAGGCGAAGCAUUCAGAAUUCACAUAUCACAUGCCACUUACACGUUGCUCCAAAGACUUGGAGGCUACAUAUGCGAAGAAAGGGGGGUUAUUCCAAUAAAGGGCAAAGGUGAGAUGCAUACUUAUUGGUUGGUGGGAGAGGAUUCUGCCCAGAGAUUGGCGAGGAUACGUGAAGAAAUCGUUGGAUCAACACUGUUUAAUAGUAUAAGUUCAGAAAGACUGAGUAAAACACCUGAUCUUCUACGAAGGCCAGGGAUGAAUCUUCUGGGAUCAGAACUGCACUUUCCCAGCGCCUCUCAAUCUCCAUGUGCUAUCAAACAGCUCCAUCACAGGGCAAGAUUAGCCCUGUCUUUACACCAUAGUGAGGAGGCAAUACACUACGAGAAUAAUCUAUAUGCUCAGACAUACCUAACGAAUGUCGAAACUAAUAAUCGUAACCCCAGUUCAGCCCCUAUUAUAACAUUUGUACAAAAAUAACAAGUAUGAAUAUUUUAAGGGUACAAUACAGUAUUAUAAUAAAUGUUAAUAAAUAUACAUGUUCAGUGGAAUGGAGUUCAAAGUACAAUGGCUUAUGUACAAAUAAAAUACGAGAAAUAACAUAUUUUAAAAGUAUUUUACAUUAUAUAAUCUUUGGAGUUCAAUACGAAUUUUAUUCAAAUGUAAGUGCAAACUCCUUUUGGAUUUGUGCCCGUCCUUUGAUGUAUAUGUGUCAAUUAUAUUGAUCCGUAAUAAUAUUAUUCAAUUGUACUCAUGUUUAUAAUAUAUGUAAAUA
Molecule: messenger RNA, 3568 nt
Organism: Aethina tumida (small hive beetle)
Lineage: Eukaryota; Metazoa; Arthropoda; Insecta; Coleoptera; Nitidulidae
Gene: Gyc32E
Product: guanylate cyclase 32E
Exons: 21
Coding region: 4-3273 (1089 amino acids)
Biological process (GO): cGMP biosynthetic process; receptor guanylyl cyclase signaling pathway; intracellular signal transduction
Molecular function (GO): protein kinase activity; guanylate cyclase activity; ATP binding
Source: RefSeq, a predicted model, not a curated record